GGUAGUCAUUGUUAGCGAUUUUAUUUAGCGUGGGUUGAGUGGUUGGUGGGUGCGUUUUGAAUAAUCAAGUAAUUGAGCUCUUAUCGUGCACAAGGCAUUGUGGAUGCCAUAAAGGCCACAAUGUCACAACAAUAUAGUUUGCGGUGGAAUAACCACCAACCCAACUUUAUUUCCAUGUUUGGAACACUACUGGCUACCAAAAAUUUGGUUGAUGUUACCCUUGCUGCUGAGGGGCAACAUUUAGUUGCCCACAAGGUUGUACUGUCAGCAUGUAGCACCUACUUCCAUUCUUUGUUUGUGGACAACCCGUCACAUCACCCUAUUGUAAUAUUGAAGGACGUAACAUUCAACAACUUAUGUACAAUGGUGGAUUUCAUGUAUUAUGGAGAAGUCAAUGUUACUGAGGAACAGUUACCACAGGUUUUAGAAACAGCUAAAAUAUUAAAAAUCAAGGGACUGACAGAAAUGCCAGACUCAACGUCACUCACCAGAUCUCAGGGAGCAUCAACAGACUUUCCAAACCCAGAAAAUUCCAAUGAGACUAACAGACCCUCGGUUUCUCCAUCAUCACCCAAUAUUAAACGAAAACGGCGUCGCGUAAGUUCAACUGGAUCAGGUGUAAAUUUGGUGACAGAUGACAACAGAAGUAAUGAUUGUGGUCAAAACUUGGAAUUAAUGCGAGAGGCAGUUACGCUUAGCAGUCUACCACAGCAGAAACGACGAGAAUUAGAUGAACGGAUGGACAACCAGGUGAGCCUAUUGACUGGAGAACCCUCGAAUAUCAAUAUUGAUCAACUUGCUAUUGACUCAAAUGCAGUUGGAAUGUCACAAGGACAAUGGAGUAUGUUGGAGCAUACAUACCCUCGGUAUCCGAACGCUUGUCUUGGCGGCGGCGGGUUCCAACCUGAUCAGGGGAUGUAUCUCAAUAAUGUUAUUAAUCAACACGGAGAUCCAGACAUGAAUCAUUACGGUCAGACGCUAGGAGUUCCGGGUCCUGCUCCUGGUCCCAGUUGUGUUGCCGAAGCCCAACCGAACCAGAUGCAACAAAUGAAUCCAACACCGCAAAGACGACGUCGCCAGACAAACCCACAAGACGCAGAAAAUUUCCAAAAAGCACUAGAAGCCGUACGGGUCGGUGGUAUAGGAUUUUGUAAAGCGGCGAGAUUGUUUGGAGUGAACAACCGAACAUUAUGGCUCGAAUAUAAAAAGAAGGGCUAUCCAAAUAACCGGCCUAGUAUAAAGAGCAGAAUCAAACGCGAGCACGUCACUCCGCCUCCGGAACACAAAGAAGAGCCGCAGCAGCAAGACCAACAGAUGGCUUUAAUAUGUCCCCCACAUUCAGUACCCGUUGGAUUCAUAGACCCCCGGCCCGUUGACUUUCCCCUCCAAGUUAACAACGCUCCCCUGAACAUUAUUAAUGGCGUAAACUUUCCGAUGCAAUAGAACGCGGCGUGCGGGGUGCAAGGUAACGAGUCGUUCUCCUUGUGACCCGAGUGGCAAGGCGGUGAGUGCGGGCCGCCCCACCUCGCGUCCCUAGCGCCUCUUGCGCCCUCGCCGCCUUUGCCGCCCUUGCGCCCGCAGACACGCUACGAUAUCUAUAUGCAAAUGCCCUUGUAAAUAUUGUUAUUCAUUCAUGUUCAUUAUCGUCCAGUAUUACUCGGUACCCAGUCGGAUACAGAAUAUAAAUAAAUAAUUAAAUAUUAAACGUAUUAAAGUGAGCGGACGGUGCAGGCCACACGCGUCCUUUAGCCAUAAACUGUAAGGUAUGUUAAGAUCUCAGUAGAAAGGUAAGUAAAUACAGGUAUUUGAUAUCAGCUUUUUAUAAAUAAAUUCCUAUCAUUAAAAGUUAUUUGUGAAUCGAAGCAUGUGAUAGUGAAUUAGUUGAGCCACGGGAUAAAACGGUUCAGAAAACUUGGAUACUUACUAAAAUUAUUUUCUGCUAUCUAUGUUUCACUGCCGGUUUUUGAAACGUUACCUCAUUAUGCGGUGCAUCUCUUAAAUUUAAUAAGUUGCAGAAGUGAUGUCUUAAAUAACACUGACAAUCUACGAUGACUGUCAGCCGAAGAAUUAAUCGAUCGUUCUCGAUCUAUUUGGUCCGGAUACAAAUUGACAUUUUAUUUAACAAACACUCGCAUGGAGCUGGAGCUUGAUGUGUACGGAUGAAAUACCAAAGGUCAGAAAUAACGGAGUAUGGGCUUAUUUUCCCUUUUUUAUUUUAAAUUUGCAUCUAAGGUACAAGCCAAUCUAUCCAUUAAAUAUUAUCCGACACCUAUCGAAUAUUAGGCAUCAUAAUGUAUACAUUAUUAUUUCUAAUUUUACAUAUGGUCAUAUCCCAGGAUUUGUGGUAGAAAGAGAGUUAACAAUUUAUGUAGAUAAUUGUAACAUCUUCAACUAAUAUAUUUCUGUAUCGACCUUUGACCCUUAAUAGUUUUAUAGGUUUGUACUGUGGGCACUUUGAUAUUUUAUUUGUAAUAAUAUGUUCAAAAUUCAGCUCUAUGCAGAGGAUUAAAUGAAAAGUCCAUUUUGAUCGGAUUUUAAGUUAAAUAGAUAAUAAAAUUGCGAGUUUUUAAUUAUUCUCGAUUUGACUCCUUUAACGUGACUUGGUUAAUUAGGAAUAUUGUACAUUUUCAGCAAUAGUAGGCAUAACGUAGCCUGAUUAUAUGUAUAAUUAAGAUUUUAGAUACGACCGUUUUCGAUCACUGCUGAUCAUUUCAAUUGUUUAAUUUAAUCUCUUAUGUUGUAUCACUAUAAUAACUAAUAUACGUACGUAUCUAACUUCCUUAAAAGGACGCCGUCUUCAGAAAUAACUAAGAAGAAGUAGUUAGUGACAAUAUCUUCUCGUAGAUUGCUGUUCAAAUCAAUGUCUGCGUAUUUCAAAAUACGUCAAAUAAAUGAUAAUAUAUAAAAUUAAAUCCUUUCAAAUAAAGCUAUAUCGUCCCAUCUGGUGACAUUUCUGUAAUAAAUAUCUCUUAUAUCGAAACGAGACGAGACGAGAUAUUCUUACUGUAAUCGUUCGCGGUAAUGUAAAUAUGUCAUGUUUUUCGAUGUAAUUAACUUUGUAUAUUUGUGCUGCCUGUUAUAUUAUAUAAUUUACCUUCGACUGUCGUAUUGUCAUUCGUCUGUUUGAACGUUACCGUUUCGAAUAGUUAGUAACAUUUUCAUCUUAAUCGUAUCCUCUAUUGGAUAUUUAGUGACUUCGGAUUAUCAUUUUUUAAUAAAUAUUCUUCAAUUAUUAAUGCAUAAUAAAUAUUAAAUGAUGUUUUGAUAGUUAACACCUCCUUUAUACCAUAAAAGAUGGCGACAACGUGAUAAUGUCUAUAAAGCUUUGCAACCAAAAAGACUUAUCGUUAGUUGGAAUUGGAAACAUUCAUAAAAAGCUGCGUUGAAGUAAUUUGGCUUUACAAUGUAUUCAUUCAUAUGAGCAAUAAAAUGAUUAGGCAAGGAGACUGAUAAGCUAAAAUAAUUUAAAACGCAAUUUUUAAACGUGCACGAGUCACUGGAGUUAUUACACUAUAUGAUUUUUAGAUAUCUAACUCGUUUAAGAUUCUCUAUAGAUAUAAUUAUGUACGUAUAUAAGAGGACAAUGACGCAUAUCACUAGACGUGUUCUAGGCUUGACAAUAUUUUGUAAUUAAUGACAUUUAAAUAAAUGAAGCCGACAAAGUACUAAACUGGCUACAAAAUAUAUAAUACAAAGAACAUUUUUGUUAUUACAAUUAGGUUUUUUUGAAACAUUUAAUGAAAGAUGUGGAUUCUUAUUGUUUCACAAAUAAUUAUUGCACAUACUGAGUUUAAAUUAAACUUUUUAACGGGUCAAAAUAAUAUUAUUUGCACGAUUUUCAAUUUAUAUUAGACCAAGGAUCAAGCAACACAAGUGUAAUUGAAAUGACUAUAAUAAUUUCAAUUACACUUGUGUUGCUUGCUAUAUUGCGAUGCUCAAUCGACGAAAUCGCUAAAAUCGGGUGCAUACAUUUCAAUACCCUCGAGUACCUAAUACUCGCAUACAGCGCAUCUCCCGGUAGUCAUUGGAUCAAAAUAACAUCGUAGUUAUAUUUUUUAUUCUUAAUAAGAAUUUCUUAAAACCGUGUAGUGUAAUAAUCCUUCACCUUAACUUCUAGAUACGACCCAUGUCAUACAAUUAUGUGUCUUAAUAUUGUAGUAAAAUCUAUGAUGGUCUUCUUUGUUAUGCAAAAUUCAAGGUCAAUAAUAAUAAUUUCAUUGAAAAUCAUCGCAUUUCAUCAAUGUCUUUAUUAACUUUCGUGGUAAAUCUAUAUUUGUAUUGAUAUACAGAAAUGUAUGAAUAUUUUUCUAUUAUUUAUAUAAUUUACCGUAAGUUCUUAAUUAAACUGAAUAUUGUAAAAUGACUAUCGUAUA
Vanessa atalanta (red admiral) is the source of this 4373-nucleotide messenger RNA. RefSeq names its product protein tramtrack, beta isoform-like. Gene Ontology annotation, molecular function: protein binding; DNA binding. Gene Ontology annotation, biological process: regulation of transcription by RNA polymerase II. Lineage: Eukaryota; Metazoa; Arthropoda; Insecta; Lepidoptera; Nymphalidae. The record is from RefSeq and is a predicted model, not a curated record. Gene Ontology annotation, cellular component: nucleus. The transcript has 8 exons. The coding region runs from base 121 to 1443 and encodes 440 amino acids.